Messenger RNA from Cydia fagiglandana, 2598 nucleotides. RefSeq names its product zinc finger protein 62-like. The record is from RefSeq and is a predicted model, not a curated record. Gene Ontology annotation, molecular function: RNA polymerase II cis-regulatory region sequence-specific DNA binding; DNA-binding transcription factor activity, RNA polymerase II-specific. Gene Ontology annotation, biological process: regulation of transcription by RNA polymerase II. The transcript has 5 exons. Bases 508 to 2502 code for a protein of 664 amino acids. NCBI's taxonomy places the organism in Eukaryota, Metazoa, Arthropoda, Insecta, Lepidoptera, Tortricidae.
AUGUCAGCUGGAUGAUGAUUGCAUUGCUGAAUAUUCUGCGUUUGUGUUCCGACUCCGAUCCGAAUUUGUUGAAGUACUCUCAAGCAAAUAGUAUUCCUUCCAGGCUUCCACAUAUUUUACAUUGAAUACCAGCCAAAAAUACCUUAAAAUGUCAUGAAUAAUGACACUAAAAUGCUAUGUAGUUACGAACAUUUUAUAUACAAGAAGCUACUAAGGUUUUGGUGCUUGAAGAUUAAUAGAUUACUUAGAUUGUUUAAUAAGGUGGAAUGGAGGCCCUAAACAGUAACAUAGAGUGAUAAGGAGUGCAGAGAGCAAAGCUGCCAGUGACCACAGAAUCUCAGAAGGUACCCAGCAUAACCUUCCACAUAAAUCCAAAUUUAACAGAACAUUCUCGUCUCGCUACUCAAAAGUCCACACCUCGACAUUGGCAGAAUCCACCUUGCUAAAUUUAGCGAGUAGUAGAAGCCAUUAUUAAAAGAAAAGCAAUAAUUUGUUUUUAGGCAAAUAAUGGUACGAAAAAUAUUUUGUGUUGUUGUGAAUUGUACAAACACUAACAAGAACAGUGACUGCAUAUUCUACAGAUUUCCAAAAAUAUGGUAUAAACAGGAACAACGAAACAAGUGGAUAACAGCCAUACGAAGAACAAAUCCCGAUGGAUCCCUAUGGCAACCAAAAACGGAGGACAGAAUUUGCAGCGCUCACUUUAUUGGUGGUAAAAAGGCUGAUGAACAAGCCAGUCCCAGUUACGUUCCAAAGAUAUUUCCCGCAAAUUACACAUCUAAGCGGAUUGACGAAAAUGCGGCAAUAUCCAGGUACCAACGAAGGAAGAAAGAAAUAAAAGCAGAGGAGGAGUGUGAGGAGCGUAACUUGUGCAUGACUGAAGACCUUUAUACCGACUACGAGAUGGAGGAAUUAGUUCAAGAGGAGUCAGUGGUAAAGGAGUCAUGUAAGGAGAAUUACUUGUGCGCUACCAUAGACCAAACCGGAUUUUACGCCAACUACGAGGAGGAACUAGUGACGCAAGAGGAGUUACUAGUAAACAAGGAGGCCCGGGAGGAAGACAACUUGUGCGCCACCGAAGACCUGAACAGUCUUUACACUAACCAUGAGGAGUCACUAGUAAAGGAGGAACCCCUAGAGGCGGACUUGUGCGUCACCGAAGACCUGAACAGUCGUUAUACUGACCAUGAGAUGAAGGAGGGAGUAGUGCUGAAAGAGAAUUUAGUAGGAAAUAAGGAGUCCCGAGAGGACAACUCGUGCGCUACUGAAAACCUAGCUAGUCUUAAUACCCGCCUCGAGGUCAAGGAGAGACUAGGGUUGCAUGAGGAGUUACUAGUAAAAGAGGAGCCCCAUAAGGAGGAUGAGCGCUUUACUGAAGACCUAGCCAGUUUUAAUACCGGGUACGAGGACACGGAGGGACUAGGGUUGCAUGAGGAGUUACUAAUAAAGGAGGAGCCCUAUGAGGAGGAUGAGCGUGUUACUGAAGACCUGGCCAGUCUUAAUACCGGCCUCGAGGACACGGAGGGACUAGGAUUGCAUGAGGAGUUACUAAUAAAGGAGGAGCCCCAUGAGGAUGAGCAUGUGUCUGAAGACUUCCCCAGUCUUUAUGCCGAUCACACGGUGAAGGAGGAACUGGUGCUGGGACCGGAGUGCUUGCAGCGGCCCGGCGCGCCUCUUGCCUCGGUGGAUGGAGCUAAUCUGGACACCUGUGGGCAGCAGUUGGCCACCACAUCCAAUGACGGAUCAAGGAGUAGCCAACGGUCACUGCCCCCUACUACUACUACUUCCAAAAGACCUAUACAAAAUAAUCCAAAGAAAAAACACACUUGCAAAUCAUGUGACCAAGAAUUCGACCAAUACGACAAAGUAACGAUUCAUAUGCUAAGCCACAUAGGAUACAAACCAUACACCUGCGACAUAUGUAACAAGGAUUUUGCGUUCUUAACUCAAUUGGUCACGCACAAACAAUUACACACAGGACAGAGACCAUAUGCCAGCGAAAAGGCAUUUACUACACCGACCAAUUUGAAGGAAUAUAAAAUAAUCCACAAGACUGAAAAGCCGUAUUCUUGUGAAAUAUGUAAAAAACAGUUUCUGCUACCUGAUGAUUUAAAAAUACAUGCACGGACGCACUUAGGUUAUAAUCCGUUUUCUUGCAAGAUAUUUGCAAAGGAUUUUACGAAUCAUUCCAGUUUGAAAGCACAUACAGUUGACAGUGCAAAGAAAACAUACACGUGCAACAUUUGUGACAAAACUUUUGUCAAUAUGCAUUAUUUUAAAAGGCACGAACGAACCCAUGAAAAGAAAACAUACUCGUGUGACAUAUGUCGCGAUGUAUAUACUACAAUGGAAAAUUUAAAGAUGCACAAGAAAUUUCAUACUAAAGUAGGACCGUAUUUCUGUGAAAUAUGCAAAAAGAAUUUUAACAACGGGGGUAACUUUAAACUCCAUAAACGAAUACAUGGAGGAGAAAAGGCAUAUGCCUGCAAAAGUGUGAAAUAGUACAUUAUGCAACGAGGCCCCCCUCGUAAGUGAAAUUUUACAGUGUUACACAAUGUUUUUCAUUAUACUUAUAUAUAAGUGGUAAACCUAUAGCAG